Molecule: messenger RNA, 576 nt
Organism: Talpa occidentalis (Iberian mole)
Lineage: Eukaryota; Metazoa; Chordata; Mammalia; Eulipotyphla; Talpidae
Product: CMRF35-like molecule 6
Cellular component (GO): plasma membrane
Molecular function (GO): transmembrane signaling receptor activity
Source: RefSeq, a predicted model, not a curated record
AUGGUGACGGGCUCCGUGGGCGGAUCCCUGAGUGUGCAGUGUCACUACGAGGACAAAUUCGCAGGACAUGUCAAGUACUGGUGCAGAAACUCAUGUUGGUCAUCAGGGGGAAAGAUCGUGGAGACCAGCAGGUCAGAGAGAGAGAGGAGAGGCUGCGUGUCCAUCAGGGACCAUCCGGCCAUCCUGACCUUCACGGUGACCGUGGAGAACCUCACAGAGGCUGAUGCAGGAACGUACUAUUGUGGGGUUGACACACCUUUAUCACCCGACCCCACGUUCCAGGUUGAGGUGUCUGUGUCCCCAGCCCCCAGGAGAACCCCCAGUCCUGUGGCCACCACAAGCACCCCCGGUUCUCAGGGGGCACCGUCAGCAUCCAGCUCAACCACCGAGAUCUGGCGAGAGACUCUGGGUCCCAGCCAGCACCCCGGCUCCCUGCUGGGCAGCGUCCACUUCCUGCUCCUGGUCUUCCUGAAGGUGCCCCUGCUCCUGGGCAUGCUCAGUGCCGUCCUCUGGGUGCACCGGCCUCAGAGGCGCCCUGGGGGGAGGCAGAGUCAGCCUGACUACGAGAACAGGUGA